Penaeus vannamei (Pacific white shrimp) is the source of this 1652-nucleotide messenger RNA. NCBI's taxonomy places the organism in Eukaryota, Metazoa, Arthropoda, Malacostraca, Decapoda, Penaeidae. The record is from RefSeq and is a predicted model, not a curated record.
ACAGAGAUGUGGAAACAACUCAUCUUUCUCUUCGUUUCGAUAAAGGUGUCUCGCGGCGUUGUCUUCUUCCCCGGAAACAGGCCGGGGGUCAGCUCCGGCGGGGGGAAUUUCCCUAUAAUUGGGGGAAGUUUUCCUUCAGGCGGCGGGAGCUUUCCGUCCAGCGGGGGGAAUUUCCCUACAAGCGGGGGAAACUUUCCUACAAGCGGGGGAAAUUUUCCGUCAACAGGAGGUUUCUUUCCUCCGCCUGGUAGCAGCUUCCCCGUCCAGGGACAAACGUUUCCCGUGCCCUGCAAUUCGCAAGUCGAGGUCUUCCCCGGCGUGUCCUACAGUAUAUUGAGUCCGGGGUAUCCUUCUCCAUCGCCUCCUUGGACUCUCUGCAGAUGGUACUUUUUUGUUCGGGAUGUCACUCGGCGCAUGACAAUCACCUGUCAGGACUUCUCCCUGCCUGCCUCGUCUGACUGCCGGGGGGGCCCUUUCUCGCCAUCGCCUCUGGGGCCAAUGGGUAUCAGUGGUCACUGUCCGCGCGAGAACGGCCCUCGCAACGUCGCCUCAACAUCCAACAUCUUGGAGGCGGUCUUCUGGGCCAGCUGGGCUUCCUCCGCGGCCUCUAAAGGGGUCAGCUGCACGGUGGGCCUCGCUAUCCGCUGCUGCUCCUGCUUUCGCGCACCUGUAGCCUGGAAACCAACAGGGUGGUGGGCGGAGUGGCUGCCCGUCUGCACGAGUUCCCUUGGGUGGUCCUGCUGUUACUGCCCGAAAACAGAUUCUGCGGGGGCGUCCUCAUCAACGAACUCUACGUCCUCACCGCCGCCCACUGCAUACGCCCACCGGCCCUCCCGACGAAACCCUCCCGAAGUCGUAGUCGGCGAGCACGACCGAACACGUGCGGACGAGACGGCGUCCACGAGAACUCUCUCCGUCUCGAGGGUCAUAAACCACGAGAGCUACAACGAAUCAGUCACCAGCGAGAACGACAUCGGACUCGUGCAGCUGUCCUCCGCCCUCGACUUCGCGGCGACUUGGCCCGACGUCGCCCCCGCGUGCCCGCCCGACGCCCUCAGCGCCUACGACAGCGCCAACGUCACCGUCGCCGGCUGGGGUUAUCUAAGUUACCCCUCGAAUCCUUCCUUGCCGAGGGUCCUGCAGAAGGUCGACGUCCAGACGGUGCCCGUGAGUGAGUGCAUGAAGCAGUAUAAGAAGGGGAAAGUGACUCAGAAUAUGAUUUGUGCUUCGGCGCCGGGGAAGGACGCAUGCUUCAGCGACAGCGGAGGCCCCCUGAUGGCGCAGCAGGGCGACCGCUGGGUGGUCAUCGGCAUCGUGUCCUUCGGGCCGUCGGCGUGCGCUCAGCCGGGCGUCGCGGGCGUCUACACGAGGGUGGGAAAUUAUCUCCCUUGGAUCAUAGACAAAAUUGGCAACGCUCGCACGUGUCCUCCCUGAUACACGUGUCCUCCCUGAUACACGUGUCCUCCCUGAUACACGUGUCCUCCCUGAUACACGUGUCCUCCCUGAUACACGUGUCCUCCCUUGAACACGAAUCCCCCUUGGAAUAUGUGUCCUUCUUUAGACAUGAAACGUAUGUCUUCCCUGAUACGUGGGCUCUUCCGUGUACAUGUGGUCUUCGUGUGACAUUCCUGAUACAUGUACCUGAUACAGUG